Molecule: messenger RNA, 630 nt
Organism: Staurois parvus
Lineage: Eukaryota; Metazoa; Chordata; Amphibia; Anura; Ranidae
Source: the annotation of a GenBank genome assembly
CUUGAAAUUUCCACUCACCUGCUCGCCAAUGGCGAGUGGAAAUUAUGGUGGGGGCGAGUGUGUCCCCCAGGGCCUUCUUGCUGAGCAGGCUCAGAGCUCAGGCCGGAUCUGUCAUUGGCACUGGGAGCCGUCAGACUGCUCAAUAGCUGAGCGCAGUGAAAGUAAAGGAAGGAGUGUGUGCUGUGCUCUCUGCCUCCCCCUAGAGCGCAGUACCCGGCUCUGUGAGUGAACAACGAAGUACUGCAACUUUUUAUACGUUGUGUGUGUAUGCACGUACAUGUGUGUGUGUAUGUACAUGUAUGUGUAUGUAUGUACAUGUGUCUGUGUGUAUGUACAUGUAUCUGUGUGUAUGCAUGUGUCUCUGGUUGUGUGUGUACAUGUGUCUCUGUGUGUGUGUGUGUGUGUGUGUGUGUGUGUGUAUGUACAUGUCUGUGUGUGUGUACAGGUGUCUCUGUGUGUGUACAUGUGUCUGUGUGUGUAUGUAUAUGUCUGUGUGUGUGUACAGGUGUCUCUGUGUGUGUACAUGUGUCUCUGUGUGUGUGUGUGUGUGUGUGUGUGUGUGUGUGUGUGUGUGUGUGUAUGUACAUGUCUGUGUGUGUGUACAGGUGUCUCUGUGUGUGUUUGUUGGUG